AUGGGAGACCUGGAGUUUGCUAAAGCUCAUAAUUCUGCAAUUUUUCUUGAAGAUCCUCCUGCAGCCCAUAGUGACUUGAAAACAUUGUGGAUGAGAAAUGCUGAAGUAAAGAAGAAUGAUCGAGGCGAAAAAUUUCUGGAAACAACAAUUGAAGACAAGAAACGUCUAGUACAGAAAGCAUCAUCAGAGAAUCUCUUCAAAUUGAGGACAGACCUGAGUACCUCAUGGAAAUUGAAGUCCAUCAAAUUGAGAAAAUUUUGGAACAUAUGGGACACGAAGGAACUUUUCCUCCUACAAUCAAAGCUGCUUCCGCCAUGCUGGAAACUUUUAGCUCAUGUGUUCGUGAGUUGCGUUUCUGGCUGGAGAUCAGGAGCUAACAAGAUUUCUCUAGCCAAUACUGGUGCCAUUGUUGCAUUGGCAGCAGAGGAUAACAGAGAAGAAGCAGCAGAUAAAUGCAUGCCGAUAGAAGAUGAAUACACUCAUAAUUCUCCCUCUGAGCCUGUAGUGGAGGAGAUUCAUCACUCUCCCACAGCUUGUGUUGCUGAUGAGCAUGAUCAUCAGAAAGCAAGUGAUUCAAUAUCUUCUCGAGGGGAUGACGACGAUGAUCUUUAUGAAGAUGUAGAGUAUUUGAAAGAAAUCGACUUUACAGGAAUCAAUGAUGAUAUUCCAACAAACAUCGAGUUUGAUUUUGGUGAUGAAGAUUUUGAUCCCUUUCUGGAUACUCCCAGCAGCCAUGCAAAUAAAGUCAAUGAAGUUGCUUCUCUAGCAACCAAGACUAGAAGUGAAGGAAAUUCUCUCAAAAUUCUGCUCACCUCCUCCAAGCCCUUGGAAAUCACAGCAAGUCAAGGAUAUCUGAACCUCAGACUUCCCAUACCUCCAUUAGAACAAGCCAAUCUCCUAUGUGAAAAGUGCUCCUCAAAUUAUCUCAAUAAUCACUACAACCACUGCUCACUCUCCUUCAAAACAGACUGA
Lactuca saligna is the source of this 972-nucleotide messenger RNA. NCBI's taxonomy places the organism in Eukaryota, Viridiplantae, Streptophyta, Magnoliopsida, Asterales, Asteraceae. The record is from the annotation of a GenBank genome assembly.